Molecule: messenger RNA, 2007 nt
Organism: Candidula unifasciata
Lineage: Eukaryota; Metazoa; Mollusca; Gastropoda; Stylommatophora; Geomitridae
Source: the annotation of a GenBank genome assembly
AUGGCUGGCUGUGUACGAGUGUUACCCUCUUAUGUGGUACUACUGCUUUUACAAGAGUCUGUUGAAUGGAGGUUCCAUCGCAAUCUCUAUGAAUACAAGACAUAUGGGGCAAUUACCCUGGAGAUAUUCAAUAUUCCAUCUCACCCAGUUCGAGUGAACAUUAACUCAAGUGUGGAGAGCAGUAGUAGUAGCUGCCCUUUGAUGACUGUGAAAAUAUUUUCCAGUCAGUUUGGGAUUCCAGUGGUAAGAAGAGAGGGGGAAUCUUUCCCAGAUAAACUGUUUGUCAGCAAGACACCUGUACAGAAUAUAACUGUAGUCAGCACUAACCAGUCAGUUGUUUGGCAGCUGGAUCCAGUAAAACCUGGCCAAUUGUACGUCAUGGCCAUCCUGCCACGAGCUGACACCAGGAUUAAACAGAAGGGUCUGCAGCUCGAAUGCCAUUACUACGUGAAUCUACAGGCCACAGUCUUGUAUUACCUGGACACUGACAUAUACCAGCUAGGCUUCAACAGGACUCAUGAGGUUUCUCUCGUUGCCAAGUCUAAAACUUUAUUCAGGUAUGUUUUGUGUAUAAGCUUUAAAGUUCCUGUUGAUGCCAAAUCGUAUGUUGUGGAACUUGGUGGCUGUGGCCUGGAGCAGUGUCCAGUGAAUGCAUCUGUGUCCGAGACACUGGGGGUCAGCAUGGAAGAUGGAUCUAGCAGGGUCUGCCAUUGGGUCAACGGAUCAUGUAGGCUUGAGGUAAGACUAUGUUUUCACAAGUUAAAAAUUUCUUGUUGUUGUAAAUUUGCAAUUUUAAAGUUGAGGGGCUGGUCUGCUCACCGACUGCAACACCCCAGCCAGUGCCACACAGGGGUAGAGUUCAAUGCCAGCAGCCUGAAAGAUAACAGUAAAAACUACGUCAUCAUUCCUUACCCACAGAGUGGCCUCUGGUUUGUUAGCUUGGUGGCUCAGUGCUUCCACACAGAUACCGGCACAGGUAAAGAGGUACUUCAGCCGUGCAAAUCCCCAAUAACUGCCAACGUGACCAUUCGUCUGUCUCCAUGUAUUGAUGGUGGCUGUUUAAAACGUGGCGUGUGCAAACUGUUCAUGGAGUCGGAUCUUUUAUUCUCUGCAUGUAACUGCUUCUCUGGUUGGCGAGGUUACGGCUGUAAUGAUGGAAGUCAAGCUGAUGAUGCUACACUAGAGAUUAUUGGUGUUUACCUACUGACGCUAUCAAAUUUGUGCUUUAUACCGGGUAUUGUCCUGGCCAUACGUCGCCGGUUUUAUGUGGAGGCUCUUGUGUAUAGCUACAACAUGUUUUUCUCAACAUUUUAUCAUGCUUGCGAUAGCAGUGAGAUCUAUCAGCUGUGCAUCUUGCCGUACAACGCCCUUAGCUUUGCUGACUUCUUUGCUUCCCUGCUGUCCUUCUGGGUGACGCUGAUGGUCAUGGCUCGCAUCAGCCAGGGCUUGAGGUCUUUCCUGCACAUGCUGAGUGCUCUGUUUAUCUCCCUGGGGGAGGUCUACAACCGACACGGACUCAUGGAGCAGCUGAUGCCUAUAGCUGCCGGUGUGUUCAUUCUCUUAGUGUCCUGGGCGUUGGAAUCCUAUAAAAGAAGAACUGUGUUCCCCUCAAAACAACGUCUGCUGUGGUAUAUCUUGCCUGGGCUGGUCCUUGCUGGCGCAGGUCUGAUCGUCAGCCUUGCCUUUCAGACAGACAGCAACUACAAAUACACACACAGUACCUGGCAUGUUUUGGUGUCCUUCUCUAUAGCAUUUCUGCUGCCACCUGGCAGGAAACAACCAGAUUCACCUGCCAGUUUAUCGGUACAGUCAGGGGACAUAACAAGACAGUCCGUUGUGGGAAGUCAGGAGUUUAAUGCAAGCAUACUUCAUGCCCAUGAUGCUGGUACCCCUGACGGAGCCUUAGAACCCUCGUCUCCUCCUGCAACACCCAGAAACAGCCGGGAAGUGGGACUCAUGCUGCUUAACCGCAGCCACUCAAGGGGAAGUCAGAAUUUAGUUUUAUAA